CCUUGAACCUCACUCCACCUCUUCUUGCGCUCAUUUCUUCACGUUCAAUUCACGUCAAUCACGCAUGCUCCUCUUCUUUUCUUCUUCUGUCACGCUACUUUAACUCUGCUAAACGAUUUACUCACGGCCCUCAGCCCUGUCGCUCCUUACGCUCCUUGUUGCCUCGAUAUCCGAGUCCUCCGAGUCACCCGUCUUAAUAUACUUCGGAGCGCCCCUUCGACAACGAGGACUCUUCUUUUGUACUUUUCCACCCUCCUCGUGUAUGGUUGACACCAUGGCGAACUCUACCCUGCAGGAUCUCCCUCCGCUCCCGUCUUACACCCUCGCCUCUCGUCCCUCUAUGAUUCCUGGCGUGCCGGAUAUCGUAUGUCAGUUGUUGGCUCCUGUGAUUGCCUAUUGGGUGGUUUCUGGUUUCUUUCACAUCCUCGACGUCUUUGAUGUUUGCGCAAAGUACCGUCUACAUACUCCAGCAGAGGUGUUGAAGCGGAACCAUGUCACGAGGUGGGAGGUGUUUCGAGAUGUUGUUCUGCAACAAAUAAUCCAGACUGUCUUUGGACUGGCCGUUGCGUACUUCGAUCCGGAGGAGACUGUGGGAAGAGAGGAAUUCGAUGUCACUCUUUGGGCAUAUCGUCUUCGUCACGUCCAGCAAUACGUCCCAAGUCUGCUUGCGAUCAUCGGCUUGGACGCCCAGGCCAUGGGUGGAAAGCUGCAGAACUACCCUCAACUUGCUGCGGCUCUGUGUGGCGGUACUUAUGGGCCUCAGGCUUUCGCUCCUUGGGAAAUGUCUACUGCCAAGUUCAUCUAUUGGAUAGGCAUUCCUGGCGUUCAGUUCACGGUCGCCAUCUUGAUCGUCGAUACAUGGCAAUACUUUUUGCAUCGGGCCAUGCACAUGAACAAGUUUCUAUAUACGACCCUUCAUUCUCGUCACCACCGACUUUAUGUGCCAUAUGCCUACGGUGCUCUAUACAAUCACCCGAUUGAGGGAUUCAUGCUGGAUACGUUGGGUACUGGAAUUGCCUACCUCGUGACGGGCAUGACUAUUCGACAAGGAAUGUGGUUCUUCACCUGCUCUACCAUCAAGACUGUGGAUGAUCACUGCGGUUAUGCAUUCCCAUGGGACCCUCUCCAACACAUCACUUCGAACAACGCCGCUUAUCACGAUGUCCAUCAUCAAAGCUGGGGCAUCAAGACCAACUUUUCCCAACCCUUCUUUACGUUUUGGGACCGUAUCUUGAAUACCGCUUGGACUGGUGGCGACGUAUCGGCUCGAUACCAACGUGACAGGAUCGCUGCUCAGAGAAAGGUCGACGCUGAUCUUGCCUCCUCUCAAGCAUCCGUCGUCAACUCCCCGGAAAUCGAUAUGGAGAAUGCUCAGCAGCAAACCCGCAGCAGUCAGAAGCAAGUGCUCGAAAACCAGGACGGUGCAAGAGUUAUUGCCGAAGAAGCGCGGGAAGAGCAGGAGGUUAAACAGUCUCUCAGACGGAGCACUAGACGAAAGAGUGGUUUUGAUGCCAAAGCCUUUUCAGACCGGAUGGCUGGUACUUUACAUGGGAGGAGUCCGGCCAUCCUCCACGCAGACUGAACCUUUGUGUCCUUUUUCAAAACUCAAUCUUGUCCUUUUGCUCCCGACAGAGACAAAGAAAAAAACACAACAACAUAGCUGGCGGGUCCAAAUUGUCCUUGUUUUGGUUUUUGGGUGACGGGAUUGUUUGGGGACUGUUGCGGAAGGAUAUAUGUCUGGGAGGAGUUGAGAUGCGUACGAAUUAUAUACAAACGUUUUAAAAUAUGGGAGGGUCUUAUUAGACCAAUACCGGUAAUAUGUACCAACACAGAAAAGGAAGAAUGAAGGAGUUCGCAACCCUUUGUUUUCACCACUCCUUUGGUUGCCAAACUCGUAAUUUCCCAAGGUUAAAUUCUUCACAGCAUGUUCGCAUGUUGUACUCUAUACUCACUGGGUUUUCAUCUCUUUAUUCCCCAUGACUGGCCCAAACUGUCUUACUGUUUUGGUGUUGUGUGGGCUGUGAAUGUUUUAUGUGUCUUGUCGGAAGGAAUCCGAACAAAAGACAUUGGAAGAGAGAAGAUACUUGGGUACCUACCUAGGAAUAGGGGAUUUUAUUAACGUAGUAUCUUGAAUAUAGGGGUAUUAUACUCCGUACCAAGUAGUGGAAUUUCUGGGUGGGAUAUCAGAGUACAGUUGACGAUAUAGAAUAUACAAUUUUGAUUUGGCAUUGUACUAGACUGUAUUAGUAUAACGAGCGCCGAAAUAACCUCG
This is a messenger RNA of Exophiala oligosperma, 2272 nucleotides long. RefSeq lists its product as uncharacterized. The coding region runs from base 263 to 1582 and encodes 439 amino acids. The transcript has a single exon. Gene Ontology annotation, molecular function: iron ion binding; oxidoreductase activity. Gene Ontology annotation, biological process: lipid biosynthetic process. Lineage: Eukaryota; Fungi; Ascomycota; Eurotiomycetes; Chaetothyriales; Herpotrichiellaceae. The record is from RefSeq and is a predicted model, not a curated record.